AUGAAUUUUUUAUAUUUUUUAAUUAUAUCAAUUUUGCUAACAAUUGUCAAUGCUGAAACUCAUACUUGGUAUUUUACAACUGGUUGGGUUGAUGCCAAUCCAGAUGGUGUUUAUCCUAGAAAAAUGAUUGGAUGGAAUGAUACUUGGCCAUUACCUAUAUUAAGAGUUAAAAAAGGAGAUAGAGUUAAUUUAUAUUUAACAAAUGGUUUUGAUGAUUUGAAUACAACUUUACAUUUUCAUGGUAUGUUUCAACAUGGAUCUUCACAAAUGGAUGGUCCAGAAAUGGUUACACAAUGUCCAAUCCCACCUGGUGAAACUUUUUUGUAUAAUUUUACUGUUGAUGAUCAAGUUGGUGCUUACUGGUAUCAUUCACAUACUUCAGGUCAAUAUGGUGAUGGUAUGAGAGGGGCAUUUAUUAUUGAUGAUGAUGAUAAUCCUUAUAAAGAUGAAUAUGAUGAAGAAAUUGUUUUGACAUUGACUGAUCAUUAUCAUGACAAAAGUGUAGAUUUAAUGCCUGGUUUUUUGAAUAGAUAUAAUCCCACAGGUGCUGAACCUGAACCAGAUAAUUUAUUAUUUAAUGAAACAAUGAAUGCAACUUGGAAAGUUGAGCCAAAUAAAACAUAUUUAUUAAGGAUUAUUAAUGUGGGUAGAUUUGUUUCUCAAUAUAUUUGGUUUGAAGAUCAUAAUAUGACAGUAGUUGAAGUAGACGGAGUUUAUACAGAAAAGAAUGAAACAGAUAUGCUUUAUGUUACUAUUGCUCAAAGAUAUACUGUUUUAUUAACUACAAAAGAUACAACUGAGAAAAAUUUUGCUAUUCAAACAGUUGUUGAUGUUUCAAUGUUAGAUGUUCCAAAAUGGUUAAACACAACAAAUAAUUUACAAUAUAAUGAACUGGCUCCAUUUCCUGAACAACAAACUAAAGAAUCAUUAGAUGAAUUUUUAGAUGACUUUUAUUUAGUUCCAUUAUCUAAAGAGAAAUUAUUUGAUGAUCCGGAUUAUACAAUUACCGUUGAUGUUCAAAUGGAUAACUUAGCAAAUGGUAUUAAUUAUGCAUUUUUCAAUAAUAUUAGUUAUACAACUCCAAAAGUUCCACCAUUAUUAACUGUUUUAUCAUCAGGUGACAUGGCAACAAAUGAAUUGAUAUAUGGUACAAAUACAAAUGCUUUUGUAUUACAAGGAGGAGAAACUGUUGAUAUUGUAUUAAACAACCUUGAUACAGGAACUCAUCCAUUUCACCUACAUGGACAUGUUUUUCAAGUUAUUGAAAGAUAUAAGGCUAUAGAUGAUGAUGAAAGUCCAGUUGCAUUUAAUGCAAGUGAUCAUGAGGAAUGGCCAGAAUAUCCAAUGCAAAGAGAUACAGUUUAUGUUCGACCACAAUCAUAUUUUGUAGUAAGAUAUAAAGCAAAUAAUCCUGGUGUUUGGUUUUUCCAUUGUCAUAUUGAAUGGCAUUUAGACCAAGGUUUAGCUAUAGUUUUAAUCGAAGAUCCAAUGGGUAUUCAAAAUAAUGAAACUCAACAAUUGACUGAAAAUCAUAAACAAAUUUGUGAAAAAGUAGGUGUUCCAUGGCAAGGAAAUGCAGCAGGUAAUUCAACUGAUUUUUUGAAUUUAUAUGGUCAAAAUGUUCAAGAAAAGAGAUUACCAACAGGUUUUACAGCUAGAGGUAUUAUCGCAUUAGUAUUUUCAUGUGUUUCGGCAAUUUUAGGUUUAGCUACAAUUGCAUAUUAUGGUAUGAAUGAUAUAGCCAAUGUUGAAGAAAGAGUUGCAAAAGAUUUAUUUGUUGAUUUAGGAGAAGAAGACGAAGAAAAUGAAGUCGAACAAGUGCAAAUAGGAAGUUCUUCGACUGCUUCUUCAACAGCAAAACGUUAA
Messenger RNA from Insectozyma verbasci, 1866 nucleotides. Lineage: Eukaryota; Fungi; Ascomycota; Pichiomycetes; Serinales; Debaryomycetaceae. The record is from the annotation of a GenBank genome assembly.